Messenger RNA from Mauremys mutica (yellowpond turtle), 1025 nucleotides. RefSeq names its product olfactory receptor 49-like. Gene Ontology annotation, cellular component: membrane. Gene Ontology annotation, molecular function: olfactory receptor activity; G protein-coupled receptor activity. The record is from RefSeq and is a predicted model, not a curated record. Lineage: Eukaryota; Metazoa; Chordata; Testudines; Geoemydidae. The coding region runs from base 96 to 1025 and encodes 309 amino acids. The transcript is spliced from 2 exons. Gene Ontology annotation, biological process: G protein-coupled receptor signaling pathway.
UCCGACCGUUACUCACUUUGAAUAAUUCCUCUCUGCAUGAGACUCCCCAGUGGAGAAACAAAGGAAGGAUGUUCUUAUUCACAUAUGAGUGAAGAAUGAAGAACCAGACCAUGGUGGUGGAAUUCAUCAUUGUGGGACUGUCCAACGACCACCAUGUCAACAUCAUCCUGUUUGUGGUUCUAUCGGUUGUCUUCUUCUUGACUGUGAUGGGUAACAUUGCUGUUGUCACCCUCUCCUUGGUGGACCAUCGCCUCCAAUCGCCCAUGUAUUUCUUCCUCAGGAACUUCUCCCUCUUGGAAAUCUGCUUCAGCUUAGUCAUCAUGCCCAGGUUCCUCUACAGCCUCCUGACAGAGAGAAAAUCUAUUUCCCUCCCUGGUUGUUUCCUUCAGUUGUUGUUGUUCUUUGUCCUGGGAUCCUGUAUAUUUUCCCAUGUGGGUAUGAUGUCCUUUGACCGCUACAUGGCUAUCUGCCAUCCCUUGCGUUACGGCACCAUCAUGAAUGGCAAGGUCUGCUUCCAGUUAGUGCUGGGCUGCUGGGUGAUGAGUUUACUUAUAAUGUUUCCCCCAGCCUUUAUGGCCAUCCUGGUGCCAUUCUGUGGCCCCAAUGUCAUAAACCACUUCUAUUGUGACAUAGCCGCAUUGCUCCAGCUCUCCUGCAUAGACACGGGACACAUUGAGGUAAUGUUCUUACUUUCAGCUUCAUUUUUCAUACUUGGAAAUUUCACUGUCACUAUCAUUUCCUAUGGCUGUAUCAUCUGUACUAUCUUGCGCAUCCCAUCCACCACAGGAAGGAAAAAGGCCUUUUCCACCUGCUCCGCUCACCUCCUGGUUGUUGUGAUAUUGUACAGUAGCUCCAUCUUCAGGUAUAUCCGAAGAAGUCAGCGAGGAGCACAAGAAUUUGACAAAUUUGUAGCCUUUUUCUUCUCUGUGGUGGCCCAACUCUUUAACCCCUACAUCUACGCUCUCCGCAACAAACAAGUCAAACAGGCCCUGAAGGACAUCUGCAGCAGAGCAUUUUCUAAGUGA